Molecule: messenger RNA, 1167 nt
Organism: Drosophila obscura
Lineage: Eukaryota; Metazoa; Arthropoda; Insecta; Diptera; Drosophilidae
Gene: Hou
Product: glucose-induced degradation protein 8-B homolog
Exons: 2
Coding region: 215-892 (225 amino acids)
Cellular component (GO): nucleus; cytoplasm
Molecular function (GO): protein binding
Source: RefSeq, a predicted model, not a curated record
UUUUGCUUGCAACCCCCACCCACUUGCAUUCUGCUUGACGGCAAAAGAAAAUUUUCACUGUCACUCUUGUUUCUGGUCGCUUCCGCAGCAGCUUUGUCCUGUCCCAACAGCAGUGCAGUGAAGAAGGAGUGGGCGUCACAUAAAGCAGCCAUACCAUACCCACACGGCAGCCAGCAACGGCCUGAAAAUUGUCAAGAUACGCAAAAGCAAGAAAAUGAGCUACAAUGAGAAAACCGAAGCCAUCAGCAAGGAGGAAUGGCUGCAGCGCCUCGAGCAGUUCCCCUUCAAGCAGGCGGACAUGAAUCGCUUGAUUAUGAACUACUUGGUAACUGAGGGUUUCAAGGAGGCUGCCGAGAAGUUCCAGCACGAAGCCGACCUCGAGCCGAGCGUGGAGCUGAGCAGCCUCGACGACCGCAUCCUCAUUCGUGAGGCAGUGCAGGCGGGCCGGGUCGAGGAGGCCACCCACCUGGUGAAUCAGUUGCACCCGGAGCUGCUGGGCGGCGACCGCUACUUGUUCUUUCACUUGCAACAGCUGCAGCUAAUCGAACUGAUUCGCGCCGGCAAAGUGGAGGAGGCUUUGGCUUUUGCCCAGAGCAAGCUCUCCGAGUCCGGCGAGGAGGCCAUGUUCGAGCUGGAGCGCACCCUGGCCCUGCUGGCCUUCGAGAAGCCACAGGAGAGCCCCUUUGCCGAUCUGCUGGAGCAGUCCUAUCGCCAGAAGAUCGCCAGCGAGCUCAAUUCGGCCAUUUUGCGCUGCGAGCACAGCGAGGAUUCCACACCAAAGAUGAUGUUCCUGCUGAAGGUCAUCCUGUGGGCCCAGUCCAAGCUCGACAGCCGCUCCAUCAGCUACCCCAAGAUGAAGAAUCUCGAGACGGCGCAUCUCGAGCCCAAGUAGAGAAUCACACUACACACCACAACACACCAACACACCACACCCUACACCCCACACACACACACACACCCACACACCCCAAGGAGCAGUAGUACUCUUCGUUGCCGUCGCCGCCGCCGCCGCCGCCGCGCAGUUAAUACACACUUCUAUUGUAUCAUUUUUUUUAAAUAUGAAUGUAUGUAUGUAUGCAGUAUAGGAUUUACGCAGUGUUUAAGAAGUAAAUAAGUUAAUGGAACGCGAGCCGUCUCCGGGCCCCCUAAACAAAAACAAAAACCAAA